Messenger RNA from Phytophthora sojae, 474 nucleotides. RefSeq lists its product as hypothetical. The coding region runs from base 1 to 474 and encodes 157 amino acids. The transcript has a single exon. NCBI's taxonomy places the organism in Eukaryota, Oomycota, Peronosporomycetes, Peronosporales, Peronosporaceae. The record is from RefSeq and is a predicted model, not a curated record.
AUGGCGACGCAGACUCCGACGAUCAAGAGCUUGCCGGCGGUGCGCGUGCUGUCGCUGCGCUCUGUGCUGCCGAACUACCGGGCCCAGGGGGAUCUAUGGCAGAAGCUCUUCGCCUUCGCGCAGACGCACAGCGUUGCGAUCACGGGGCCGACGUUCGCUGUCAACUUCACGCAAGACGGGCGCCAGAUCGACGUGGAGGUGGAAGUAUGUCUCCCCAUUGCGAGCGACGCCCAAGUGCCGGUUGAAGCUCCGUUCACUGUCCGCGACGUUCCUGCUGUAUCGCGAGCUGCUGUGAUGGUGUACGUCGGUCCGUGUGAGGGCUACUACAAGGCGUACGAAACCUUCUUCGGCUGGAUCGGAGCGGAGAAGUUCACGCCUGCUGGGCCGUCGAGGGAGGUGUACGUCAAGAGACCGACUGGCAACGAGGAGGAAGACGAGGAGAGCGUCACGGAGAUUCAGCUGCCAGUCGCCUGA